AUGACUAUCCACCACCGUAAGAGAGAGUGGGCAGAUAUUAUGUUCAAAGGAGCUGUUAUGCAGCACCCAGUUCAGCAAGAUGGAAAUAGCUGUGGUGUGAUGGUCACUAUGAUGGCAAAGGCAGUCAUGGAGGCAUUUCCUAAAUUACCUAACAUGGAAUUUGGGACUACUACAGAAGAGAUGGCACAGGAACGCACAGCUUUGGCACUUGAAAUACUUGAAGCUUCAGUGUUUGACGCAGAGAACAAUUGUUCCAUGUGUUCACGACGCGAACCACCAAGUCCGGAGCCUUCCAUUACUGGCUGGAUUCGGUGCGACAGCUGUAACCGGUGGUUUCAUGCACUGUGUGUGGAGAUGGACACAACACAAUAUAGCAGAUCAAAUAGGACUCACCUUCUGUGUGCUGAAGCUUUCCUAAGUCUUGUCAGCUGUGGCUGGUCUACACAUCACUUUAAGCUUUUGUAG
Messenger RNA from Sinocyclocheilus grahami, 465 nucleotides. Its product is annotated as lysine-specific demethylase 5B-B-like. The transcript is spliced from 4 exons. The coding region runs from base 1 to 465 and encodes 154 amino acids. NCBI's taxonomy places the organism in Eukaryota, Metazoa, Chordata, Actinopteri, Cypriniformes, Cyprinidae. The record is from RefSeq and is a predicted model, not a curated record.